CCAUUUUUCUGGGCCCUUUACUGAAGACAAGCCAGCAGAGGUGCCGUGGUCCAAAACCAUGGCACCGCAGAAGCCUCUUUUAAAUGUUAACAGCUCUACCAGUAACCUUACUGCUAGCUUUCCUGAAAGGCCAGGAACAUCCGGCAGUUCAAAUGUUUUCUUACAGCCUUCUGUGCGACCUUCUUCAGCUUUUCCAAAAGGAAACCCUGGCACCGAAGGCCCUCAGAAUUAUCAGUCGUCCUUCUUUCCUACCUCCAACCCAGCUAAAAGGAAGAAUUAUUACAAGCCGGAUCAAUUUGACAAUGUCAGAGGACAACAGGGAGGCGAAGAAGGCCCCAGCCCGCGAGCAGGAAGCAACUUCAAAACGGCUCGUGAGCAAUUUAUCGUGGAUCAACAGAAAAAAUGUUCUCAGCAGCCCCGUGGAGCUCAGGCCUCGGGGAUGACGGCCGCUGUGAAGAAAUCUCUGGGUGCUAACAGGCCUCGAGGCACAUUUUCAAAAUUUGUGUCGCCAAUCCCACGACAGGAGGACGAACACAACGUGGCGAGCCGAAGAGACACUCAGGAACCUCAAAUCCUGGACGAGCGUCUGAAAAACUUUGAGCCAAAGAUAAUUGAGCUGAUCAUGAGCGAGAUCAUGGACCACGGGCCUCCCAUUGGCUGGGACGACAUCGCUGGGCUGGAGUUCGCCAAGACCACCAUCAAGGAGAUAGUGGUCUGGCCGAUGCUCCGACCUGAUAUCUUUACUGGUCUCCGAGGACCCCCCAAAGGUAUCCUGCUGUUUGGCCCCCCAGGAACUGGAAAAACUCUUAUAGGAAAAUGUAUUGCUUGUCAGUCAGGCGCUACUUUCUUUAGCAUCAGCGCUUCCUCCCUCACGUCCAAGUGGGUGGGUGAAGGAGAAAAAAUGGUGCGCGCCCUGUUUGCCAUUGCUGGCUGUCACCAACCUGCAGUCAUCUUCAUCGAUGAAAUCGACUCGCUGUUGUCCCAGCGGACAGACGGGGAGCACGACUCGUCUCGCAGGAUCAAGACGGAGUUCCUGGUUCAGCUGGACGGUGCAGCCACUGCAUCAGAGGACCGCAUCCUGGUGGUGGGGGCCACGAACCGGCCUCAGGAGAUUGAUGAGGCCGCUCGCCGACGUUUGGCCAAGCGCCUCUACAUCCCCCUUCCCGAAGCAGCAGCCCGACGGCAGAUAGUGUUUAACCUCAUGGCCCGAGAGAAAAGCCAGCUGAGAGAGCAGGAGCUGGAGAGCGUGGUGACGGCCACGGAGGGCUUCUCCGGCGCCGACAUGACGCAGCUCUGCCGGGAGGCAGCUUUGGGACCAAUUCGCAGCAUCCAGCUCAGCGACAUCGCCACCAUCACUGCAGAUCAGGUGCGACCGAUUCUGUUCAGUGACUUCCAGGAGGCUCUGAAGACCGUUCGACCCAGUGUCUCUGCUAAGGACCUGGAGCUCUAUGAGGACUGGAACAAGACUUUCGGAUGUGGACGCUAAACUUGAAUUUUUUGGGAUUCGCUGCUGCUUCUAA
Messenger RNA from Oryzias melastigma (Indian medaka), 1520 nucleotides. It is a transcript of the gene fignl1, whose product is annotated as fidgetin-like 1. Gene Ontology annotation, molecular function: ATP binding; ATP hydrolysis activity; microtubule severing ATPase activity. The record is from RefSeq and is a predicted model, not a curated record. NCBI's taxonomy places the organism in Eukaryota, Metazoa, Chordata, Actinopteri, Beloniformes, Adrianichthyidae.